GUUAUUGUCAUCAAUUGCUCAUUGCUCCCCAAUUUAUUCUCAAAACAACAGUUUACCUCGAGCCGAAAUCCCGAUAGCAAAGAUCCAAGAGUAAUCCCUUCAAAGAAUUCCCCAAACUCCUCAACAAUUAAAAAACUCUAAACUCUAAAAAUGCAAAAUAAUAAUUCAACAAGAAAAAACUCAACGAAAAACGAAGAAUCAUCAGAGGACAGCGAUGAUGACCUGACGGAACACCAGCGAGAGCAAUUCUAUUCAAUUCUCCAGGAAAUUGACAAAUGCAACAGUCAAAUUAAAAAAUUGGAGACGAUGGAUGUGAAUUUCGAGGACGAGAGGAGGAGCAGUUUUUUGGAGCUACACAGGUGGAGGAAAAGAAUUAUUAAUCUCUACUACAAGGCGUGCGAUAUUAAAGGUAACUCCAAGAAUGCAGGUCGUCGCUUGCUGAUGGCGAAGGCUCUCCAGGUCACUGGAAACCCAAUAAUCGAUGAUCUAAUCAAUGUCAUCAUCAAUCGGGAUUGGUUUAAUAUCCCAACGUACUCGGAUAUUCUCGAUUGCAUCGAAUUUUGUAAUGAGGAUGAGUUCCUGGAGAUGAGGAAGAGCACUCAGUCUAGUCUAGCGGAGAUGGCCUACGUGAACAUUGUCAACGUUCUUCAGAAAAUGCGGCAACAGGACUUCUACAAGUCUUUCUCUCAUAUAUACCUCGUAACAGAAGAUCCAGCAAAAUCGAGUCAAGCACUGUGGAACAGACUCGUCGCCAACGAGGAAAUAGCCCGGGGAAAUCUGAACAGGCUGUGCCAGGAUUUUGUGAGGAGGGAGCACGACCUGGUGGCCUCGAGGAUACCAACGAGAAGGUAUCCAAGGAGAGUGGUAAGGUCCUCAGAGGUCUCAGAAGUCUCAACAGCCGAGACAUCCCAGGACAUUUCGACGAGAGAUUCACCGUCGAUGGCCUCAGAUGUAUCUCCGGCUCAUUUAAAUCCCCAGAUCGUCGACACGUGCUCCAAAACUGUGAGAUUUGCACCCCAGGACUUCGAUGACUCGAAAUCUUCCUCUGGAGAUGAUCCAGAGGAUUUCUCAGGGGAUUCCUCGCAGUCCCUGGAGUUUCUCCCUCGGGAAAAUCCAAUCAUUGCUAUUUCAGAAAUUGUAUCUGACGAGGAAACCAAUAGCGGAACAUCCUAUCAGACUCAAAUGGGGAAUAGCGCUUCGAAUUUUGCUGUCUCAACCCUCAACGAGGAACACUCCAGGUUCUUCCUGAAUGCCUCAACCACUGUGAAUUCCUCGUUCAGGGUGAAGAACAUCCGGGGAAGAUACGAGAGUAUCUCUCCUGCUCUUACUGAAGAUGAUUCUGAUGAUUUGAGGGUAGAAAUUGGGGAGGGAGCUGGGGGAAAUCAAGGGGAGGACCUCGGGGACGAGGGAGGUGUCCUCCAGGGUGAGGACCAGAGGAGCAGAGGAAAAUGUCUUAUCGUGUGAGGGAAAUCCAUGGGGAGGUGCAACGAGCGAGUUCUAAAAGUAAUAUUUAAUCUUGGGAGUUUUAUCAGGAUAUCUCCGGAGCCGGGGGAGAUAGGGGAUUCUUUGUUGGAAACUUUUUAUAGGGAAUGCUUUCAGCUACAAAAAAAGUUCAUGCGAAAAUUUUGUAGGUGUAAUAGAUACGGAGAUAUUCAACGGUGAAGAUUUCUUCAAUCUGAAAAUUUUUAGAUAAAUUGUUCUUUUUUGUUUUGAUAUUUUAUUAUUGGGUUUGUUGACCCAAUAAUUUUUUUAUUCUUCAUUUCCAGGGUAUUAGGGUGUGUAGUUACGAUCUGGUAAUCUUGAUUACACACUUAACAGUUUUAAUUGGCAGUAAUUGAUGAUUGUGUACGUUAAUUUCGUUAAACAAUUUAUUUCAGUAAAAAUGAGAGUGAUAUCUUCUCGAUAUGUACAUUACAUCAGUAAACAGAGUCUUAUUGUAAAAAAAAAACAUGAAAUAAAGUAGAAAAUACUAUUUAAGGAGAUUCGAGUCAAUAAACGUGAAUUACAAUUCACUUGUGAGUUACCAUUAUCAAUCGAGACUUGAUAAUGCGAUUCUAGUGGAUAAAGCUCUAUUUUUUUCUUCAGUUUGUACUUAAGGACGGACAAAGUAACAAAAUUAAUAAUUUUAGUAAUUUCUUCGAGUACGUCGUCUAAAUAAAAAAUAUUCUCAUCUAAAACUCUCUGAGUGUUUAAAACGCACGAUUAAUGCAUUAUUAAUUAACGAAUGAACUGAUAAGACCUGAAAUGACAAAACGACUGAAUUUUUCAUUUCCAUAAAUGAUUAAUUAUCUCGCUAUGGGUUGACUGUGGAAAAAAAUGUCAGAUAAAUUUUUGAUGGGAAUUUUAAUUCCCUACAAAAAAUGUUCUAUAACUUUUUCUCCUGAACCCUAUCAUUGCCGAGAUAAACCCAAAAUUCGGUGAUCUUAACGUACAUUUCCCGAUUAAAAGGCACUUGACUCUCUACGAAUUAAAAUUACCCUCAAUUUUUGAAAAUUACAAUUUCCCUCUCGUUGCGAUUACUUAAUAGAAA
Fopius arisanus is the source of this 2530-nucleotide messenger RNA. RefSeq lists its product as uncharacterized. The record is from RefSeq and is a predicted model, not a curated record. NCBI's taxonomy places the organism in Eukaryota, Metazoa, Arthropoda, Insecta, Hymenoptera, Braconidae. The transcript is spliced from 2 exons. Bases 151 to 1464 code for a protein of 437 amino acids. Gene Ontology annotation, molecular function: histone binding.